Molecule: messenger RNA, 1974 nt
Organism: Miscanthus lutarioriparius
Lineage: Eukaryota; Viridiplantae; Streptophyta; Magnoliopsida; Poales; Poaceae
Source: the annotation of a GenBank genome assembly
AUGGACGCGCCGACGAAGCGGUGGCACCAGCCCGGCGGCACGCAACCUACAUGCCGUAAGGUCCUGGAGGAGCCCUUCCACCCCGCACCCCCUACACCUGCCGCGGCGGCGGUGUCCCCGUCCCGCCUCGUCGGUGCCAUCGUCGAGAAGGGCUUCUCUGCCGCCGCGCCCUCCUCCGCGCCCCGCCCCUCCAUUCUCCCCUUCCCCGUCGCCCGCCAUCGCUCCCACGGCCCCCAUUGGGGUCACGUGGCGAAGGACGCCUCCAAGUAUGGGGCUGGGGACGACGAGAUGGACAUGGACGAGACAGACUACCAUCCUGUGGCGGCUGCUGCAGCUGGUCCUGUGAGAAGGAAGGAGAAGAAGGGCAUGGAUUUUAGCCAGUGGCGUGGUGUGGCAGCUACGGGAAGAGGAUUGGAGGGAGGUGCUAUGCGGCUUGACAGUGGAGGAUUGGAGGGAGGUGCUAUGCAGCUUGACAGUGGAAAUGCUAGGGAAGGACCAGGUGCCGUUCUUUCGGUUUCUGAUGUGGUGUCCAAGAAGCCGAUGAGUCAGGCUGAAUCGAGAGAUGAAUUGGUGAAGGCAGGUGAGGUUAGGAAUUCGGCAUCACAAGCAGAGAGUAUGGACCUGGACGGCAGGGAGUCAUCGAUUGAAGCAGAGAUCAGUGCAGAGAACAUGGCUAGGUUGGCUGGGAUGUCUGCAGGGGAGAUUGCAGAGGCCCAAGCAGAUAUCGUAAAUAAGCUGAACCCUGCAUUGGUGGAGAUGCUGAGGCGGCGGGGAAGGGAGAAAUCUAGAGGCACGAAGGAUGUAGGUAAGGACAAGGGUCUGGAAAACUCAGGGCCGCAGAAGACCAAAAGUGCUACACCAGAGGAUUGGUUGACUGCUGGUGAACAUAGUGGGCACUCUUGGAAGGCGUGGAGUGAGAGAGUGGAGCGGAUCAGGUCUUGUAGGUUCACAUUGGAUGGAGACAUAUUGGGGUUCCAAUAUUCUCACGAGCAACAAGAUGGCAAGAAGAUGCAUUCAGAAAGUGUUGUUGAGCGUGAUUUCCUUAGAAUAGAAGGAGAUCCUGCAGCUGUUGGGUACACAAUCAAUGAGGCAGUGGCACUUACCAGGAGCAUGGUUCCGGGGCAGCGUGUGCUUGCACUGCAACUUCUUGCUUCUAUUCUGAAUAGGGCAUUGCAGAGCCUUCAUAAGACCGAUCUAAUGGAUAAUGUUAAAGGAAUGAGUUCUAAUAAAAAAUUCGAUGACUGGCAAGCAGUUUGGUCCUAUGCACUUGGGCCUGAACCAGAAUUGGUACUCUCCCUAAGGAUGGCUUUGGAUGAUAACCAUGAUUCUGUAGUUUUGAGUUGUGCUAAAGUAGUUAAUGUUGUGCUGAGCUGUGAGUUCAAUGAAUCCUAUUUUGAAUUUUUAGAGAAAGUAGGUAAUGGAAAAGAUAUCUGCACAGCUCCUGUGUUUCGUAGCAAACCUGACCUAGAUGGAGGCUUUCUUGAUGGUGGGUUUUGGAAAUACAACACCAAACCAUUGAAUAUACUCCCACAUUAUGGUGAUAAUGAUGAAGACGAAGCUGAUGAGAAGCAUACAAUUCAGGAUGAUGUUGUUGUGUCUGGCCAAGAUGUUGCUGCUGGUUUUAUGGACCCAUCUCCUGCUUUAGAAGAUUAUCUUGUAUCGGUUCUUGUAGCACUAGCCAGGCACUCCCCACAUUCUGCUGAUGCAAUCUUGAAUUGCCCAAGACUUAUUCAAAGUGUUACUAAGCUGUUGAUAAAUCAAGGAUCAAUGGAAAUUCUCUCCUCACAAAUCAAAGGGGUUACUCUCUUGAAGGUUUUGUCCAAAUACAACAGGCAAACUUGCUUGAAUUUUGUGAACCAUGGAGUUUUUCAGCAGGCAUUGUGGCACUGGUACAGAAAAGCUGGUACUAUUGAGGACUGGGUAAGAUCUGGAAAGGAAAAAUGCAAGCUUAGUUCAGCAAUGAUGGUUGAGUAG